Corylus avellana is the source of this 1582-nucleotide messenger RNA. RefSeq names its product 1-aminocyclopropane-1-carboxylate oxidase homolog 1. The record is from RefSeq and is a predicted model, not a curated record. NCBI's taxonomy places the organism in Eukaryota, Viridiplantae, Streptophyta, Magnoliopsida, Fagales, Betulaceae.
UUUAGGUAGGUAUAAAUUUACCGAGCAUAAGUUCGGUAAGUGGGUGCAAAUAUAUCGAGUUUAGUUAUGGGAUCCAACAUCAUUGAAAAGGAAUGGCGCAUCAGCCAAAAAUAUGAUGUGAUUAUGAAUAGAGUGAAAAGUGCUUUAUCUUGUCCCCACUUCAGGUAUGUUUGGUUGUAGUUGACUGGUUGUUGCUAUUUCAAAAUCUCAUCUUCUUUCAACUGCUUCCAUUCUUCUUCUACUAGUUUUUAAAAAGUGAAAGGCUUUUUUAUCAGUAAUUCUGAUCCUCACAAUCUUGUUGAACUCAAAAGUCUUGCAAAGAAAGAAGAUGGCAGUGACGAGUACAGAUCAGUAUCAGGCAGGAAUCGGCUCCAAUUACGACCGGGAAACUGAGAUAAAAACAUUUGAUGAGUCAAAAGCUGGUGUUAAGGGACUCCUUGAUGCUGGGGUGACAAAAGUCCCACGCAUGUUCCACCGCGGACAAUUUAGCCUUGAUGAGAGGCCAGGAAGAGAAUCCCACAUCAGUAUUCCUAUCAUAGACCUUCAAGGCAUCCAUAAGGACUCGACUGUACGUACAGAAGUCAUUGAGAAAGUUCGAAAUGCAUGCGAAAAAUUUGGUUUCUUUCAGGUUGUUAAUCAUGGAAUUCCUGUUACUCUUUUGGAUGAGAUGAUAAAUGGAAUGCAAAGGUUUCAUGAGCAGGACACUGAGGUGAAGAAAGAGUUCUAUUCACGCGAUUAUGGGAAAAAGGUGCUUUAUCUAUCCAAUCAUGAUCUGUACCAAUCAACAGCAGCUGAUUGGAGGGAUACAUUUGUCUAUCUUGUGCCAUCAAAUGCCCCAGAACUGGAAGAACUGCCUGCAGUCUGCAGAGAGAUAGUUAAAGAAUACUCGGAAAAAGUAGUGAAGUUGGGGCUUGAUUUCUUGGAGUUAUUAUCUGAGGCUCUUGGGCUAAAUCCCAGCCACCUAAAAGACAUGGACUGUGCUGAGUCGCAUCUUCUUCUUGGCCACUACUACCCAUCAUGCCCUGAACCAGAAUUGGCUUUGGGCACUAAGGAUCACACUGAUAGCAGCUUCAUUACCAUACUUUUACAAGAUCAAAAAGGUGGCCUCCAAGUUCUGCUUGAGAAUCAAUGGGUUAAUGUUCCUCCAGUGCAUGGAGCUCUAGUUGUCAAUGUUGGAGAUCUCCUACAGCUCAUCACAAACGACAAGUUCAUUAGCGUGAGUCACAGAGUACUAGCGAAGCAUAUUGGGCCAAGAAUUUCUGUGGCUAGUUUUUUUAGACCCUUUUUUCAGGCUGGCUCAAGAGUUUAUGAACCAAUCAAAGAGCUGUUAUCGGAAGAAAACCCUCCGCUAUACAGGGAAACAGAUGCAAAAGAAUAUCUCAUGCACUCCUCGAAAGGGAUUGACGGGAUCCAUCCUUUACAACAUUUCAAGUUGUGAAGAUGUCUUCUUGUAAUGACUCUACCAUCCUCCAUCAAUAACGAAGAAUUAAUUAAAGCCAUCCUUAUAUAAUGUAUAAUGCAUUAUUGUUACAUACGAUUUUCUGAUUAUUAUUAUUGAAUGGAUUAUGAAUACGACUUUACA